Molecule: messenger RNA, 2050 nt
Organism: Branchiostoma floridae (Florida lancelet)
Lineage: Eukaryota; Metazoa; Chordata; Leptocardii; Amphioxiformes; Branchiostomatidae
Product: cytochrome b-245 heavy chain-like
Exons: 14
Coding region: 256-1992 (578 amino acids)
Biological process (GO): superoxide anion generation; defense response
Cellular component (GO): NADPH oxidase complex; plasma membrane
Molecular function (GO): superoxide-generating NAD(P)H oxidase activity
Source: RefSeq, a predicted model, not a curated record
CUCUCCGUAGUUUCAGGAAAUCCGGAUGCCUGUCGUCAUAUGGUGUAACUGUUGCAUAGUCAGAAGCCAAAAAUAUCAUCACGUUUCUGGACACGCCCUCUUCAAGCUGUAGUGACUGCGUUUGGCAAGAUAAUUGGUCUGCAUUGUUGCGUGUCAGCCACGCAGUGGUUCCGAGUAGUCGUGACUGACAAACAACACGAAGCUAAAUUCACGAACCAAAGAUUGUAUCCUCUCUCUUACAGCUAGCAGAGCAACAUGGGCGACUGGCUCGUCAACGAAGGCCCGAAGUGGCUGAUUUUGGUUCUGUGGUUUGGCAUCAACAUCGGCCUGUUUGUUGGCUACUUCCUCUUUUACCACCAAGGAACUCAGUUCUACUAUCUCAGGCUACUUCUUGGGCAUGGGCUAGCCUGGGCCCGAGCCCCUGCAGCGUGUCUGAACUUCAACUGUAUGCUGAUCCUGCUGCCUGUGUGCAGGAACCUCAUCUCCUACCUGCGAGGGUCCUGUGGGUGCUGUCGUCGCAGUAUCCGUCGCCAGUUGGACAAGAACAUCACAUUUCAUCGAGCAGUGGCUUACAUGAUCUGUCUUCACACAGCCAUCCACUUUGGUGCUCACUGCUACAACCUGGAGCUGUUGGUUGCAGCCCAGACGGACCCGUACAACCUGCCCUUCUUCUUCUACGGUAACGACACGGAAGGGCUGAUCUCCAAACUCACCAGUCUGCAGGAUGGUGUCAACUCAACAUACAUCAACCCCAUCAGAUUGUCAAACUCUGAUGCCAUUAUAGAAGGUCUGAAGACCGUUGCAGGUGUGACAGGUGUGGUCAUCACACUGGCACUUAUUGUCAUGGUGUCAUCAUCUACUGAAGUCAUCAGGAGGUCUUACUUUGAGGUUUUCUGGUACACACAUCAUCUGUUCAUUGUCUUCUUCAUCGGACUGGUGCUACAUGGCAUAGGCGGUAUUGUCCGUGGCCAGACCAACAUUGACGUACACAACCCAGAAGAGUGCUUCAGAAGAUACCUGGAAUGGAGUCCAGACGAUGCCACCUGUAAGAUUCCACAGUUCCAAGGAGGUGGCGCACAGACAUGGAAAUGGGUGCUUUUUCCCAUGAUCCUCUAUAUUGCGGAACGGUGCAUCAGGUUCUACCGGAGUCAGCAGAAAGUUGUCAUCACGAAAGUGGUGAAGCACCCCUCCAAGGUUCUGGAGCUGCAGAUGAAGAAGAGAGGUUUCCAGAUGAUGGCAGGGCAGUACAUCUUCAUCCACUGUCCCAGCAUCUCUCGACUGGAGUGGCACCCCUUCACUCUCACCUCGGCCCCCCAGGAGGACCACUUCAGCGUACACAUCCGUAUUGUUGGGGACUGGACCGGCGCCCUGUCCAAGGCCUGUGGUGCAGAGGAGCCUGAGUUCCAAGACGCCUGGAAGAUGCCACAGAUUGCCGUGGACGGGCCUUUUGGAACAGCGAGCGAAGACAUCUUCCGCUAUCAAGUGGGCGUGUUGGUGGGAGCAGGCAUUGGGGUUACUCCCUUUGCCUCAGUGCUGAAGUACAUCUGGUAUCAGUACUGUAACCCUGACAUCACACUGAAGCUGAAGAAGGUGUACUUCUACUGGAUCUGCCCGGACACGCUGUCCUUCGAGUGGUUUGCGGACCUGCUGCAGUCCCUGGAGAACCAGAUGUUGGAGCGAGGCAUGGGGGACUUCCUCAACUAUAACAUCUACCUCACCAGGGGGUGGGACGCCAACCAGGCUAAGAACAUCAUUCUACAUGAAGAGGAGAACAGUGAUGUCAUCACCGGUCUGCAGCAGAAGACUCACUAUGGCCGUCCUCACUGGGAUCAGAUCUUCAGUAACAUCGCGCAGUCCCAUACUGGGGUGAGUGUGGGUGUGUUCUUCUGUGGUCCCAAGGGACUGUCCUCCACCCUCCACCACAUGUGUAACCAGCACUCCAGCUCCGACCCCAGGGGGGUCCACUUCCACUACAACAAGGAGAACUUCUAGGGCUCCAACAAUUGUCCAUUUAUUUAGUGCAGAUUUUAAAUGCUAUUUUCAUACACUA